Molecule: messenger RNA, 924 nt
Organism: Sparassis crispa
Lineage: Eukaryota; Fungi; Basidiomycota; Agaricomycetes; Polyporales; Sparassidaceae
Exons: 8
Coding region: 1-924 (307 amino acids)
Source: RefSeq, a predicted model, not a curated record
AUGGCGACCACACCCACUCUCCCGGGCGACUUCGGCGAAGACGUUACCGUUCCGAGACCUUUCACCCACAAUGUUCCAGACAAUCUACGCAGGGCGAAUGUACGCCUCCAAUUUCCUCCGGCCUAUGUCGUCGUCGGCGUAUACAGGCUAUUCACAGACAAGAAGCUAUACGGUCCGGCCUGGAAAAAAUGUGAACAUGGUGCAGUCAGGGGCUUGACCAUCGGACUCGUAUGGGCGACGACGACGUUUAAGAUGCAACGUAAAUUCGUUGAGAUCUUCCUUAUAAAUUCUCCUCGAGUUACGGGACUAUCAAAGGAAUCAGUCUUUGGAUUCGGCGUUCCGUUCGAUCUACCAACAUAUGCAACCGUCAUGUUUCUGUCCUCUCAGAUUACGGUGAUCCUGACCUGGUGCCUCUCCCACAACCUCCGUAUCGCCCGCGAACGCGCGUACAACCAGACCAUCGAAUCGCGAGGCAAAGGGUCCGAGUUUUGGCAACCGUAUGUCGAGGAGUGGGACGUUCCCCCACACGUGGGCGGUAGUGGCUGGGGAAAGUUCUUCGGCGGUGGCUUGGGCAAGAUAGUGGUCAAGAUCGGGUUAUAUCCCUUUGACUUCGUGCCUUUGGUUGGUAUUCUUGUAUCCGCUUGGCUCCGAGCAUUGGGGACAGCGCGGUAUCUUCACCGGCCAUACUUCCAAGCUAAGGGGAUGACAACGACGCAAGUGUCCGUCUUCAUAGAAGAGCGCAAGUGGGACUACAGAGCGUUUGGAUUCGCCGCCGCUCUUCUGGAGCGCCUACCACUGGUGGGGCUUGUGUUCUCCAUCUCGAACCGCAUUGGUGCUGCGAUGUGGGCGCAUGAUCUCGAGAAACGGCAGCAUUAUGUCGCCGAAUUAAAGAUUAGCAAAAAUGGACAGGUUGCUCCCCAGUGA